Messenger RNA from Bursaphelenchus xylophilus (pine wood nematode), 32711 nucleotides. The record is from the annotation of a GenBank genome assembly. NCBI's taxonomy places the organism in Eukaryota, Metazoa, Nematoda, Chromadorea, Rhabditida, Aphelenchoididae.
AUGUUUUCGGCCGUUGGCCUCUUCAUAUUACUUUGGUUAUCGCCAACAAUACCAAGGAUACGAGCUGAGAAUGGUGAGUCUUUUGUUGUUCUGCCGUUUAGGUCCUUGGUUUUCACUUCAUAACAUUUUUGGGAUAUUAUACUAGGCAUUUGAUGUUGUCGCCGCAAAAGGGGAGAAAGUUGGUUGAUUGCGGCCUUGACUUUUUUUGCUAAUGAGACUUCUCGGCAAAUGACAUUAUAAUUGAUCUUUUUUCUCGAGAUUUCCCGAUAAAAAACCCUUCAUUUUUGGCUGCAACAAAAUUAUAUUGUACUUGACGAAUUUUUGGUGUUUUCUUGCGAAAGCUCGAUGAAAUAUUCAUCCUCUCGGAUUGGGAUCGCCGUAACCUUGUUAUUGGGUUAGCCCCUCGUCUUAUCUGCCGUUAAUAUCAGGGUUCCCAUCGCCCGGCUACCUGUUUAAUGCACUCAAGAGGAUCAUAUUUUAAAACCCGUGUAGUUUCUCUCCCCUAUCACCGUAGCCAUCUAUGCCCCUUUGUAAGUCAUUUUUACGGCCAAUCCUUCAAAUCGAAGCGUGGGAGAAGUCAUCAGAGAUUUCGGCUUUACAAAUAAUAUUGAUCAAGUGUAAUAUAAUUUAUUGGCCUGAAACCUCAUUAUCUUGGCCAAAAGUCGUUGCGGAAGGGAAAAACCACCUCAUCCGUCAUUCCGAGAGCGGUUUAACGACCUCCAACUGCGAACUUGAGGGCGUUUUUUGCAUAAGACAUCCAUCCAUUUGUUAUAUGCGGUUUAUCCGCUUUUCAGAGAGAGGUUUUUUGAUUGGCACGGGUCGGAUCUGACCGAGAGACUGCUUAGUCCAAGGAGAAUUCAUAGAAAAUCAAGAAUCCAGAUCGUAUUUUGGAAAAAUCUAAAAUUUUUGGUACAAUUUAUAUUGUUUUAGGUGAUAAAUGCAAAAUUUCUUGAGGAAAUAUUAGCGUAACUGAAUUUGACAGUUGCAUGGAGCUUUAUUAGACAUAAAAAAGUUACUGACGUGUCUUUGAGCCAAAAAAUUACAUCACAAAGCAAAAAUUUCGAAGAUGGGGUAUCACUCGGAAAGAUGAGCUCAUAUCUUUGGGUAAUCAACUGUCGCCGUGGAGAUCUAGGUGUCAAAAGAAAGGUGUUGGGGUGUUAUUUAAUUUGAGGAACAAUGGGGUUUGAGGUUCUUUAUAAUCUGGCGAAAUUAAGAACUUUUGUCAUAGGUGUGUAGUAUAAUAUAAAUAUUGGUUAGUUUUUGGUGAAAUCAUGUUUUUUAGUCAAAUUCUGAUUUUCUAGGGUAUUCAUGGCCUCUUCUUUGAUUCUAGAGUUCAACGGAGCCUUGGCUCUUCAAAAAAUUAUAUUUGUUACCUAAACCUUAUCUAAAGUAAUAUCAACUCACUAAAGUAAUAUCUUUGGGCCUAGACCCUCUAAUCCGCUUGUGUUUGCCGAAUCUUGCUCAAACACCGCCACAGUUGGUCCCGAUUUUCGCCUCGGAUUGAGUGAAUGUUUCUUUUUUUUGUAUUCCUUUUUUGAUUGUGCCGCUCUCGACAAACAUUCGGCGUCCAAAAAUGUUUCGUUUUUUUCUGAGGUGAGGCGGUAAAAUCAAGAGACUCAACAAGAACAAAGCAAAUACCAGCGGCUGUAAGAGAUAUUUCAGCGAGGAAUUAGGAGGGUUAGGGGAAAAUUGGAGAUUUUUUUUGAUAUUACACAUGACAUUAGAGGUUAUUUUGAAAUUUUGGAGAUUCGAGAUGGUUUAGGAUGAAUUUUUUGGUAAUUUUAGGUAGUGAUGGAUUGAAGAUUAAAUUCUCUAUGAUGUUUUGAUUUCAACUUCCGCUGAAUUGGCCUUUUUUGGCUCUAAAUCAGCCUUAUAUUCAACUUGAUGCAUCAAAAAAAAUUUUUAUCAAAAAAACAUUAGCGCCAGUUUUAUCAAUCUUUUCUCAUGAUGAUUAGCACAAAUACAUCUAAAAAACAAACAUAAUAUUGGUUAUGAGGUCAAUGGCGCGAUGACACAUCAAAAAAUUACCAUUUUUAUCAAAAGGAUGAGAUAAAUUUAGAGAAAAUAAGUGAAAAUCAAGGAAAAAAUUUUACUACAAUACAAAAAAAUUACAUUGAAUGAUGUUUUGCAGACAAACCUGUAAUCAGAGAGCAUCCGCUCGAUGUCUUGGUCGACAAAAAUGACCCCGCUACCCUUCGAUGCAACGUCACCGGAGACAACGUAAAAAUCACUUGGUAUAAGGACGACCAACCUGUAAAUAUUGGAAACGCUGCGCAUCGACUUAUCUUGCCAAAUGGAUCGCUGUUUUUGCUUAGAGCUGAUCAUGGUGAGAUUUUUUGGGGGUUUGUUGAAUUUAGGGACCUGAUGUUCAAGGGUAAUAUAAUAGGUGGAAAUGAUAUCGAAGCUGCUUUGAUAUUAGCUUAGAAUGUCAAAAUUGGAUUCAUUUUGUGAUUGAGUUGUUUAUAAUGACAAUUUUUGAGGGUUUAUAUUAUCCAUGACCAUAUUGUUUUAUGCAAUUAUGAAUACUAUAAUUUUUGAUUGAAAAUCUGUUUUUUUGAAUUUAUAAUAAGCCGAAUUAUGUCUUUCAGACCUCGGCACAUAUCACUGCACAGCAUCGAAUGAUCACGGCGAAGUGAGCUCUCAAUCCGCUCAUGUCCGACAAGCCAGUCUUCGAGAAGAAUUUAGAGUUCGCCCUCAUAAUGUGAACGCGGUUUUGGGCCAAAAAGCCAUCCUCGAAUGCUCACCACCUCGAGGAUUCCCAGAACCUUCAGUGAGCUGGCGAAAAGAUGAUGAGCCCUUGGAGGAUGACCGAAGAUUUCAACUGGAUCCUAGUGGAAAUUUGGUCAUUGAAAAUGCAAGUGAAAUUUGACUUUUUUUUGAGUGGAUUUAGGAUCUACAAGGAUUAGAGGCCAUUUGGAUAUGUUGACAAAAUUUCGAUUCCAGGUCCAACGCUCCGACUCCGGCGUUUAUCAGUGUGUCGCUAUGAACAUGGUCGGUGAACGAGUCUCAGGCCCAGCCAGAUUGUCCGUAUCAGAGAAGCCACGAUUCCUCGUGGAGCCAAAGGACGCUCUAAGCGAAGUCAACACCUCAGUAGUAUUCGAUUGUCGUGUGGCCGGCGAACCAUCGCCAACAAUUUCGUGGAAGAAACGGAAUUGUGUCCCAGUGAUGGAAGGAGGAAAAUGCUCGGAUUCCAUGCCAAUUGGAAGAGCGUAUAUUACGGAUGAUAGUCGAGGAUUGCAGAUUGAUAGGUGAGGAAGAAUUUGGAAGAAGUUUUUGAUGAUUUUUGGUGGUAAAUUUGAGGAUUUUUGAUUUUUUGGGUGUAUAUGUGCAUAAAAUUGGGAAAUUUUGAAUUUUUUGAUGAUACAUUUAUGAAUUGUGUGGGUUAUUUGAUUUUUUGGAUUAUAAAAGGCCCCUCACGAUCUUAUGAAAGUGUUUUUGGGAUGAAAAGUUGAAAAUUUUUUGAGAUUUUUUGAAAAUUUGACGUCUGAACCUUACUUUUGAAAAAACUUGUGUAAAAUUUGCACUUUUAAAACGUUUUCUUUGCUAUUUCUACUGUAUGAAGGGAUAAAAGAUCUGUUUUGUCGUGUUGACUUGAAAAACGACCGUAUUUCCUUUGCCUGUCCACGAUGUUUUUAAUAAUGUUGUCAAAAUUUUGCCUAAAAUUCGCACAAAAGCCAUUAGGGCCGCUCUUCAGGCCCUGAAACAAAUAAAAAUUGUUUUAAAAACGCUUCAGUGUGGCCGAUCUUUUGUAGUGAUAACGGCUUUUUUUAAUACAGGAAUUCCAAGGCUUUUUUUCUCGAUUUUUUAUUGGACUUGGAGUGGAACCUAUUUUUUCGAAAAAAGCGGGAAAAUUUUUGGUGUUGAGGGUGGAAAAACAGGUGGGAAUGGGAGUGUUGUAGUUGGUGGAGGAAUUCCCAGAGAGGUUUGAAUUAAAAUUACUGUCCUUUUGGGGAGAAUAAUCGAGUUUUGAGCAAUUUUUAUCAAGUAUAAUAUAAUUUUUUGCAAAAUUUUUGCUUUUUUUAGAGUCCAACCCGAAGACGAAGGAGAUUACGUGUGUGUGGCAAAGAACAGCGCCGGAGAGAUCGAAACCUCCGCGAAAUUGCGUGUGCAAGCCCCGCCAAAAAUCGUCAAAGCUCCGAAAAAUCAGAAGCUGAAGCCCGGAGAAACCGCGGAAUUUGAGUGCGAAGUGACGGGCCGUCCCGCACCCGGAGUGGUCUGGAGCAAAGAAGGCGAACGCCGGUUCACGUUGAUGAGCGGUCAAGACCUAAAUGGCCGAAUAGAAGUGUCGCCCGCAGGCACUUUGAGGAUCAAGGAGGUCAACGAAUUGGACGUGGGGAAUUACGUGUGCGCAGCGGUGAAUUCGGUGGGAAGUGCGCUGAAAAAGACCAUGCUGACGUUGGAGAUAGACGGUAGGUUUGAUUUUUGAGAUGUUUUGGGAGUUUGGGGAGUAAUUUGUGAAAAUAUUUUUGGGUUUACAUGAAGAUGCAAGAAAAUUUAUAGAAAUUUUGGGAAAAAAAUUAAUUUUUUUGGGUUGAAAGUUCCUAAAAUGACCAAAAAAUGUUGAAAACAAAUGCUUACAACAAGAAAUCGAAGUUUCUAAAUGAUUACGACCCAAAAUAGAACCCUAUUUUAACCCGAUUUCGAAGCCACUUGGGAGAAGGUGCCAAUUUCCCAAUUAAGGCUCCCCCGAUCCGAGAAGAAGUCACUUGAGGUCAGUGCAUAAUUUAGUCAAGAAUUAGACGCAGAAACAAACAAUGGGAAGUGCGAAACGCGCAUAUUAUAAUACAGGGUUAAUUUGGGCCAAAACGGGAGAAAUUGAUUAAUUUUGCCACUUUUUUGGGGAAAUAUGGGACGAUUCGUACUGUAGACAAUGGAGAAUACUGUAGUAGUGAUGUUGAGUUUUUAUUUUUGGCUUUUCAAAUUGAUUUAUAAUGGUUGUCGAGAUUUUUCAAAACAUUUUGGACAGUUUUUGAUUAAAGUCGCUGAAAAUUUGUCAAAAGCCCAAUAUUUUCUCGUUCUUCAUCCGCGAGUCUUCGAUAUAUGAUGCAUUCAUGUUGGAAACGCGCAUAAUCUCAAGCAGUUUAUCUGAAUUCUUAAUCUCAGACCCAAAUAUGUUCUCGAAUUCGGCGCGAAACCGUUCCAUCAAACGCCUGUCCCCAGAAGGCUCUCCAAAAUCUUUAAUGCGCAUAUUUCAUUACGAGGUCUCGUUUUGCCUCAGGGAGAGGUUGGGUUUGGCAGUGGCGACUUUUGUUUGGACCUUGGAUAUUAUACUUGAUGAGAAGGGGUGAAAUUAAAAAAGGUAUGGUAUUUGAAGUUUUGUGGAAAAUAAAGUGAUGCUGUAAUAAAUACAGUCUCAGACAGGAUUAUGUUGCGAGAAAACGCAUCCAAAUGCAUCCGUGAUGCAAUUAAUUGCAUUACUUUGCAUUCUUUCCCUGACCAAAAAGAGCUGUUUCUUUUGGCAGAGAGGGGAUGCAAAGUAAUGCGAUUUAUUGCAUCUAGGAUGCAUUUGGAUGCGUUUUUUGUCACAUGGGCCUGUCUGGGACUGUAUUGAUUACAGCAUGACUUUAUUUUCCACAAAAUUCCAAAAACCCAUCAACUUUUUUAAUUUCAACCCUUUUCAUCAAGUAUAAUAUCCAAGGUCCAACAAAAGUCGCCAUUGCCAAACCUAACCCCUCCCUGAGGCAAAACAAGACAUCGUAAUCAAGGGCAGUAAUUAUGACCAAUGUAUGAACAUUAUUUGUCUUGAUUUUGGGCAAUUUUGGCAUUUUCCCCCAGAAUCGAUCCCCUUACUUCCCGUAAAAGGUACUUUUCAAAAAAGUAGGCUGCUCCCAAGAUUUCAAAGUUAUGGCCAUCCACCCCACUCAAUGUUUACCGUUAUUAUUGUUUUUGCUUAUUGAAAUUCAAGAAUAUCCGCUUUUCCUCCGCAUUGCUUUUUGAAUAUUCCCAGGCAAUAUGAGUCAAAUAUCGAAUACGAAUGCUGACUGCGUCUACUCGCAACCUGUCAUUCAAAUUUACGCGAAAUAUUGACCGUCCCUAAUCCGCAUGAGCAUUUUUCUGCACCUGCAACAAGCGAUUUCCGCAGAUUUUAUGCGUCAACGGGUCGGAGACGGAUUGAUUUGUGUUCUUCGUUGUUUAUGGUCAUCUAUUUUUUAAAAAUUUUCGACGUUUUGAAACAAUCUUCUUCUUAAUUAGGUAGUGUAAGGCAAUUUUUUGGGCACUUUGACUAGUUGAAAAGCUCUUCCCGCCUUUUUUUUGAAUAAUUUCUGAAAUCUUCACUUCGAUUACCAGCCGCUCAACGCGCUGCUCUUGACCAGGCCAAACUGUCGCAUCGGCAUCAAUUUUCACUUUGUUUUGGGAGCGGUGCGCCUUUUUUGGAAGCGGAGCGGCGCCAAAUUGCCGGCCCGAAAUCCAACGCAUCGAAUGCACAAGUGCCGAAUGUCAAGCAUUCAUCGAUACGCCCAAUGUUGGAGGCAUUUCGGAUUGCUUUGUCGAGGAUGUAGCAGAAUGUUUUCUCUGAGGAUGUCUGGCUCUUAGAUGGUAUAGAAUAAGCCUCUGUUGUCUUGGAUGAAGUUGAAUUGUUGUUUAGUUUUACGUCAUUGACUCUGUGAACCAUGUAAUUUGAGAAUUGAUUUCCCUCUAAUUGAUCGCAGCGAUUUUUUGCGGCUUUUCCUUUUCUGUCCCCACCACUUGUUGGAUGUGGAGGAUUAGGGCGCGGUAAUCGGAUGCAAUGGCCAUUUUUGGUGCGCCUUUGCGGUUUUUAUUAUUAAUUGCACUGCGAGCUUUGGUGAGCCGUCGAUUGGUGGGGAAUUUGUCGAGAAAUCAACCCGUUUUUGGAGAUUUUUUUUUAAAAAUAGGAUUUACGGUUAUUUUGUCUUGUUUUGCGCUAGAAUAAUGUUUUGGGAUAUGGUAGAAGGGGUCGAAGACGAUUUCAAGACGACAUAUCCCCUACCGUACCUUGUUUACCUGUUUUCCAAUCGAGCAAUGCCCUCCCACCCCGCAAUUUGAAACCACAUUUCCCGCAAAAUUCGCGUACAACUCCCCCCAUCCGUACUGCAUCGCCCGCCGUAUUGUUCAGGAACAAUACACCCACCCCCAGCUUAAUUUUGCAUGGCCUCCUUUUCCGCUCACCCGACUCAUUUGAACCGCUUUGUUGGCUAUUGUUUUGAAGAUCAGCCUCCUCCUGUUGGCGUACGGUACGCAUUUUUGCGCCGAAUUUCACUUGACUUACCGUUUUAUUUCCCCAUUUUUGGCGUUUUAUUGGAAAAUAUAUUUAUUGCUUUAUAAGGGAAUCACUCAAUCAUCUGGCGGAGUAUCGCGUGCAUGGCUACGGAGCGAUUUUUGAAAGGAUAUUGUCUUGAAAAGCGAUGAAUAAUACAGUGAAGGACCUGGUCCAGUGGCAAAAAACGUAUCAUUUUGCAUCCUGGAAGUAUCAAAAGUGUGGCAAAAUGCUUCCCUCUCCAAGUGAAAAAACUUCGUUUUGAAGCGCCCUUUUGAAAUCGAAGUUUUUUCACUUGGAGAGGGAAGAAUUUUGCCACAUUUUUUAUGCUUCCCGGAUGCAAAAUGGUACGUUUUUUGCCACUGGGUCAGGUCCCCCACUGUAUAAUUUCUAUCGGUGUUCAUUGUCAUGGAUAGAAGAGCGGGUACAUUAGCGAAAUGCAAAGAAUUUCCUGGUUGUCCAGCUGAUAGCUGAAAGCCCCAAGACCGGAAAUGUCUCCCCCUCUUGAUCUUUCGCUCUUCAACCAUUGUUCUUAUUACGAUAUUCGUUGCAAAUCUCAUGGCUUUUUGUCAUUUGAAACAUUCGAUACGGGUCUAAUCGAUCAACUGAACCACUUAGAAUAUUCUGAAUAUUCUUAUAACAAGUGAAUGUUGAGAAGGAGAUUUCUGUUCCUGCCCUAAUAUUUGUCUAAUAUUGCGCCGACUCGUCGAUAUUUGAAUGGAGAUUGUGAUAAAAAGAGCUGUUCUAACCUUCUAAUAUUGUGCCAAAAUUAUCUUAAACGCCCUCCGUUGUGUGACUCAAAGGUAAACAGUGGGUCUAUCGAGCCUUCUUUGGGUGAUGGUGAGCAGGUGAACGCGGGUUAAUUCCCACCACAAACAUCGUAAACUGCCUUGAUGGUAUCAAAAGUUUGCUCAAGAGUGGCGGUUGCUACCCAAAUAUUAGGGAAAUGUUCGGAAAUAUUCGAAGUUUGGUAGGAAAAUUAGAUUUUGAGUGGCUCUGGCCUACUUUUCGUAUAACAAUCUUGGAUUUUUGCAAGAGUAAUUCCCACUUUUGGGACGAAUUACGAAAAAAACUUCUCCGAAUUCCCUUGUCCCACUUUCGUAAACUCGGGAGAAUUAAAUUAACAUGUCUUAACACAGAAAUCCCUUUCGUAAAUCCUCGGGAAAAGUCCAUUAUUCUUCCGGAACAAAAACCCUCGGCGGAAAUUCAUUUGGGAAAUUGGAAAACCUUGCGUCUCUCCAGCUGACGUGGAAUCCCAACUCGCUUACAAAUUGCCUAUUGUCAAGGUUUCUGGGGCCACUUUGGCCACCCGGCGAUCUUAUGAAUUAACUCACGAUAUGUCACCGGCUUUUUGCGGCGAUUGUGGAAAAGAAACGCUGAAGUCGGUGGGGGUUUUUUCGAAGCUAACUAAUGAGCAGCAUGGAAAUUAGGCUUAUUUGCAUUUUGAAGUCAGCGGCGGCUUUUUUUUUUGGUGUCAUGACUUAUUCAGCAGGGAUGAGAGUGAAUUUUACAGAAAAAUUACUCGAUUUUGGAGGGAAAUUUGAAGUUCUCGACCACUUUUGUUGCCAUAGUUUACACUUGGACCCCCGCUGACCCACCCUUGUCCAAUAUAAUUUAUAACAAUGUCUAAUCCAAGCUGUUCCGAGAUUAAUCUCAUCGCCGAAUUUCGCACUUGGCAUAUCUUCGCGCUUCGAAUAUUGCGCGAAACCAUUUGGAAUGGAUUAUUUGGCCAGAGGCGGCUUAAUUUUGAAUUCAUUGGGUUUAAGUUGAUGUGAAAAAUGGUUUUGAGUAUGGAAAGUGUGGUUUUCUUGGGUCUUCAUCGCAUUAGUCGUACAGUGUUCCUGACCAUUCCGCUCGAACUCCUCGCCCAAAUUCGUCCUGUCCACUCCAAGCUUCCCGACCCAUAUUCUCAUCUUCUCCACCUCGAUUCCCGUGUUCCCGAGGAAUACUCAUACAUUGUUCAUCCCGUCCGCUCGCACCUCAUCAAGCCAUGAUGAGGGAGGCAAUUCAGUUUUUAUUUGAAAUCCGACCCCCAACGUCUUGUCGCACUUAAUCUCGAAAGACGAGUCAAGGCCGUGUUCUUCACACGUUCGCAAGGCGUGAAACUAUGCACUUGCACUUCCGAGCGGACUGUCAGAUGGCUCUUGUAAUUUUGCGUAGGGUAUUUGUUAUACUGGAAGGUUCUUAGAGGAUUCGGUGAUGUUGGAGUAGAUGAGGUUUGAAUUUUCGUAGAUUGCAUAAAUGGACUUACCCUUACUACUAUCACUUGUGGUCAAGACAAGACCAGAAGUGAUAGUAGUAAGGGUUAGUAUCACUUUCCCGACUUUCUAUCACUUUCUGGUCUUGUCCAGACCAGAAAGUGAUAGUAACCUGUGUUUUCCUCAACGAGCCGAUAUCAUUUAUCUCCAAUCGGAUCAGUCGGUAUUUUUGCGACAAUUUUACGACCCCCAACCCGUUCAUUCCCUUUCAUCGGGCCAUAAAGUCAAGAAAGCACCGGCACGCGGCGGACAAACAAAGACUUCUCGAGAGGCGAAACUGAGAAUGGACCGAUAAUUUUAGAGUUACCGGCUUCAAUAAAACCUCUGAAGGUCUCUAAUUUAGAUUGGAGCUGGAAUACAUGCCCGAUUUUUUGGCAUGUGUAAAGAGGAGUCUGAUUUUCUUGAACGAGGCCUUACAGUAUCCGUUUUCCCCUUGUAAAGUCGGGUUCUUGGCUUCAGCUCGGCUGGAGUUCGCAUAAAAAACAACUGCGUCGUAUGGAAGCGAUUUUGUGGUUUAUCGGAAGCCAGCCCAUUACUCGGAUUUUUAACGGCGCUUCACCCAAAAAACAUUUAGAACAGAUUGCAGUUAAUUUCGCGAGAUCUGUUCUUAUUUUUAGUAGGUUUUUGGAGUAUUUCCUUGUCGCAGAAUCCCUUGUUAUCUCGAAAUUUUGAGAAAUGGUUCGGAAAUUUUACGCAUUGAUCCUUAUCACCCUCCACAACCUUCAAAAUUCGGCUUGUUCUUGUUUGUUUUACCUCUGAAGUUUUUUUAUUUUUGGUUUUAUCGUUUUUUGGGGCUUGUACCGGCCUUAAAAUACUGUCUUUUAAAGUUUGGAGGGCUCUUGGGGCCGAUUUACAUCCGUUGUAAACAACCACUUGCCUUCCAUAAAAUUCCUUGGAACUCUAAUAAACAACCAAUAAACCUCAAUUUUGGGAGUUUAAUGGAUUUAUUGUAGUUGUUUUCAAGGCGUUGGUAAUUUUUUGAUUUUAUCUCUGGUCCUCGUAUCUGGUCCUCGUAGGUCAGAACUUGGGUAAAAUAGGUCUCAUAACUUCUUUUGUCCUCCGAAUCAUAAUUUAUGACCACUAAAAAUCACUACAUCAAAACCCACGGUGCGCCAUAACGGCGCGCGGUUUCGAGCCGAAAGAACAACCUGUCAGCCAUUAAUCAUCAUUUCGUUGCCAAAUGGCUCAGAGUUUUCGCCGAAGUCUUGUUUAUUUUUUCUCCGAUGAGGUGCGGACGCUUGUGAAUCGGCUAGAGACGGCUUUGAGGGUCAAGAAGGUGGUUUAGAGGCCAAAAAUGGAAGCGUUUUGGGCGUGAAAAAUUCAUUUUCAAGUCGAAAUAAGAGUUCGUAGCCGAUCUAGUCAUUUUCUUUUUUGAAAAUUUUUGAUGGCCCGAUCAGCCAAUGGGAAUUUUCAUUUUUGUAGGGAGUUCUCAAGCUUUCUUCUUCUUAUCCAACCCUUAAUAUCCGUCCAUACUUAUUGUACACUCCCCAAAAACUGUAGCGGCUCGGAUUGACCCGCCUGUCUCCCUAUUUUCCCACCUUUACAUGAAUAAAAACACCGACACAGUGAUGAAACAUAGCGCCGGGAAACACAACGGGGAUUUUGUUUGUGCAAACCGGAAAUUUAUACUUUUUGCGACGCGUUUUUACGACCAGCAUAUUGUUGUGCAAUCAGGCUGUAAAACAUUGUAUGCGCCGCGUUUUUGUCCGCUCUUUACGGUCGACAUAACGGCGGAAGUUCAUGAUCGAUCCGAAUCUGGUAUCUAGUAGGAAUGGAUAGGGGUUACAGACCGAUAGCUUGACUUAUAGAGCAGAUAUUCAGAUAUUGCCUUAUUCAGUGGUCUACUGCAAUAUUUCACGUCAGAUUGACUCGAAAAGCAGUCGAUCUUCAUUAAAAUCCGAGUUCAUUGAGUGCCGAGGUCAUCAUGGCUUCUUUAUAACGAUUCAAAAGAAAGUCCUUGGCGCUGUUACUUAUACUCUUCAAUAAUAUUUGGCGCCGGGCAGUAAAAAACGCACUGAAUGAGGUUUUAUGAAUAUUUUUAGCGGUGAGAUGAUCCGGGACUUCUUUAUUUGCUCGUCUUGGGCUGCGAGAGGACCUUUGAGAGGGUGUUCGGAACUAGGAUCAUGGAUUUUAUAGAGUAGGUCUUCCUUUACAACAAGGUUUUUAUAUUAUACUAGGCAAAAGUUGAGGUUGACAAAAAUUUUGUCCGUUUCUCAAAAACAGUCAGGGUAUUGGUAAUGGUCACAACCGAAAACCCCGGCUCAUAGCCUUUUCCUGCCUAUAAAAAAGCGAUAAAGUUUGUUUUAUGCCCUCCGGAUCCCUAUUCUCUUAGCUCGCACAUCGCUUUUAUUUUAGUCGUAAAACACGUUCAAGACCCGAAAAAACCUGAAUUUACAUUCUCAGGUAUACGGAAAAUCUGAAUGUGUCUAGCAUGGCGUUUUGUGCAUUGUUUUUUUAAUAAGGGAGCUUUUUAUAUUGUACUUGGUGUUGGAAAAUUUUAAUUUUUUUUUCUGAUUUUCCCGCAUUGUUUGCGAAGAAGAUGAUACGGCGGAUAAAAUGGCGAUUUCCUGUUGAUCCGCUCUCUUUGCACGCCUUAUGUCGGCAUGGCCAUAUAAAGCGAAUAGCCGCAUUCGUAGUCGAUCCAAUUUUCAGACCAAAUAAAGGCCUUUUUUGGCCAUACUGGUCUAAAUUUUUAGGUCUGAUUUUUCGAAAUCUUCUUUAUUUCUUAUGGAAAUGGCUCUGGAUUAUAUCCAAGUCUGUUGGAGAUCCCAAAAAUUAGCGAACCUUGAUUAAUCCCAUUUUUCCAACACUUAUAACCCAUUCAUUCAUUUUGACUACUCUUCGCGCAACCCCCCUCUAAUCGUUUCCUGAAGCCAUGACCAUCCGUUAAACCGCUCGCUACAAAAAGCGGAACGCGGUUUUCGCCUCAAGUCACCGGAAAUUUGUCUCUCAUCCGUUGAGCGCGAAAUUUUCGAGUAAAUUUGUUUUGAAGAAGGUUAAUUUGCCUUCUUUUAUGGCUUUCUGGCCGCUUUACGGAUUGUCUUCCCGAAUGCGGGAAGUUUUGGCCGUCACGAACACCUGCAAGCAAUUAGAGAGUAGUUUUGAGAGGAAAAAUGCCUAAAAAGUAAAACUUUUUUGGUAUUACGUUAUUUCUUAGCGCUCUGCCAUAUUGAAAUACCCUCCUAAUGGGCUUAAAUUACGACCAAUACUACUGUCUAGAAGUAUUGUUUUCCCAAGGUCGAUAUCCCACAGAUUUUCGACCAAUUCUUCCCGCAAUUACUGGAUAUCACCCUCGCUUUCGAGGACAACUAAAACACUAGAUCCUUGCCAUAAAAAUCGCUACGGGCUUUCCCAACAUUUCACACUCCCAUAAAUCGCCGCGAAAUGCGUUUAUCCCCGUCUCUGAGUUUUUUUUUUUUACUCUAACGGUCCGCAAAUUAUGCAAGAUGCGUUUCCAUAUUUUCGUUGAGAAAGAGCAGGUGAAUCUGUGAUCACAGGUGUGGAUAAAUCAUCAGAAUUGGUCUUAAAGAGUCGAAGAAGUCGACUCAGACUGAAAUCGGGCAAAAUACGUAUUGUUUUUGCUCUGAAUUCGUUGUUUUGGCCUUUUUUUUGUCUAGAAUAAGGUCCAAAGACGUUGGGAAAAAAUAUUUUGAAUAUUUUGAACCUGUAUUUUCCCCAGAAAAAUACCAUGCACACCCUCUCGGAACGCUAAUUAAAGACCUAUGUGUAAACAUAGACCCCGUUUCCUCCUUACGUAAUUACCCAUAUUCGUUAUUCCCCUUCCUUCAACAUAUGCGAAACGAGCGGUAAUUCGAGAAAAUAUUUUUGUUUCUUUUCUUUUAUGACUAAUUUUUGUACGAAUACAAAAUAUCUGCGCUUUCCAAGCUUGUUCGUAUCGGAUAUCGUCUAUUGUAACAGAUUUUUUGGAGAAUUUUGAGGAUUUUUUUGGUAUUUUGAGUCAUUCUUUGGAUCAGAGAAGGUUCUUAAAGUCAUACAAAUUUUUUGGAUACUAGAAAUUUGUCAUAAAGGGGUUUUUGAGUCAUUAUUUUUACCUUAAAGUACGCACUUCUGGAAGCCUAGCAAUACACUUGGCCAAAUACAGAUUAUUUCCCGUCGGGACCCGUGAAAUAUGAAUUUUUUCCCACGACCCCCCUCGAAUUUUUUUUUGCUGGCGAGAAUAGUUUUGCGGUAAUAUUUUUCACGGCUUUUCCUUGCUGCGUGUAAAACAUUUUUGAGGUGCCGGUAUGAUUUCAGGAUUAAUAACAGCUCAAUAUUACUAGUCCUUCCGGAAAGUCGCCGGACUGGAGUCGGCGACACGCACUGUGCGAAAACAAAACUUUGCUUUGCACCUGUGCAGUUUCUUUCCUUUUGCACCGUGUAAUAGGCUUUUUCGGGCUGUCGUUCACACCCUGACCUUUAUCGCACAGUGCAAACGCCAAAAGUUAGUCCGGCGACUUUCCGGAAGGAGUAGCAACAUUGACACUGAGAGAGACUUUAUGAUCGCUAUAACUAACAUUCAUCUUUAAUAACACAUGUUAAACGUAUAUUCAUUACCUUUUAUUAUCUAUUCUAAACAAAAACCUUCCAAAAAAUUAUUACUUCCUAAAAGAUUCAACAGGAAUAAUAUUAUAAUAAGUUUAUUUUUCUCCUUAUUAACAUGAACAACAUAAAUAAGACAGCAAUGGCUUAAGGAUGGGACCAAUGAAAAGACAGUACGUCCCUUACAGCCGACGUUCUUGGUGUGCUGACCGUGAACAUGAAGACCCCAAUAGUGACGGAGACCACGGUGAGGACGGAUCUCUAUGCGUUCCAAAACGUCACGGAGCUUCGAGUCGACAACAGUGAAGAUAUCCUGAAAAAACCGUCGUAACUUCAUCAAGUACACACAAAACGCAUCCUACUGUUUCCAGAUAAGCUUUUUUUUACCUAAAACUAACAAAACAAAGAGAAACGGAACUCACUUUGAUGUAUCUGCCAUCCUUUAGUCUGUUUAGGAACAAGUUGAGGAUCUUGCACUGGGUGGGGUUCAACAACAACGCGCAUCUCAACGGCGGGAUGGAGACUCCACGAUUAGGGCGGAUCUUCCUGCAUUCCAAAUCGUCACGAGGCUUUGAUUUGAGGGCAUGGAGACAACCUAAAAGAAAAUUAGUCAAAGCUUCAUCAAGUAUAAUAAAAAAAUGCAACCAGCUAGUCCCCGUAAAACAUUCUCGCGAUUCUCGCCAGCAAAAAAAAAAUUCGAGGGGGGUCGUGGGAAAAAAUUCAUAUUUCACGGGUCCCGACGGGAAAUAAUCUGUAUUUGGCCAAGUGUAUUGCUAGGCUUCCAGAAGUGCGUACUUUAAAGACCGAAAUGACCUCAUAAUUCCGGCUUUGAUUGGGGCGCGAAAAGUCGAGUGCACUUGUUUUUGGCCGCCCUGCGGCGACAAAAUUUGUGCUUGCGACGUGAAAAAGUUGGGCAAAUAGACGCGGCGACGGAAGAUUUCCCGAAUAAUCGGAUUAUUUUUUUGACGUUUAUGGAGCAAGGAGUGACCAGAGUGCGAAAUUUUCUGAAAGAUUAUAAGAUUUUUAGAGGAAAUUUUAAUUUUUUACACCUGUUUUUUGGAUAAAAUAUGACCUUGUAGGAGACUAAAGUCGUUUUCUGGCCAAAAGAUUUGGUCUGGUCCAAAAAUUCGAUGAAUUUUCCACUUGGUUUAACCCAUUGUAGGGCCAAACCCAACCGAAUUACUCAGUUUCCAACACGAGAAUUUCGAAAAGGCGAGAAGUCGGCGUCAAUUUGUUUUCGAUUAGCGCUCAGAUUGGAUUUGUUAGGAUCAUUUUUUUAUGGCCCGAAAUCUCCCAAUAAAAUGUUUUUCGCCGCAUUUUUUGGUGAUUUCGGGAGCAAAGUUGAAAGGGAUUUUUAAGAAGUUUGUCAAAUUUUGGAGAGCUGAAAUAUGAUUUGGAAGAUGUUUGAAAGGGUUUUGGGAGGUUAUUCUUUUUUGUUUUGCUGGAAUUUAAAAAAAAGUUUUUAGGCCAGAUUGGAUGAGAUUUUGCAAAAACUGGACAAAAUUUUGUAUUUUUUGGAGAUUUUUGAUGUUUAUUUCUCCUAUUUUUUUUGCAAAAUAGGUAAAAAAGUUUCUUUCGUAUCCCCCAAAAUCCAUAAAUUCCCCUAAUUCGGAGCUGUCAACCCCCUCGCUAAUUUAUCGCGCUGACCUCCCACUUACGCAACAACCCCCAACACUCCCCCAAUAUUGUCCAUAAACGGACUUAUUACAGUCUGCAACACUGAUUACGCAAUGAUUCACGCGGCAUUUUGCCCGAAAAUUGUCGUAUUCGAAGAAAGAAAAGGGGGAUUCGAACACCAAACACAGGUGAAUGGCCAGGCUGACAAAGAUGGAAUUUAAAUGAGCGAUGGGUUCUUUGGGUUGAAUUGUUCCAUCUAACGGGGUUGGGAAGAGGUUUCGAAUUUGUUUUUUGCGUUUUGGGUAAUAGAAUAGGCACAAUUGGAUAUUGUACUAGGCCUUGCUAGGGAAUUUGGAUGAUUUUUGGAAAAAUUGGUUGAAUUUGAGCUUGCAAUGGCUAUUUAUGGGCUUAUUAGAGACUAUUCCUCAUUUCGUAAUGAUUUAUCUGCUAUCACACUUCUAAAAAUAUAAUUUACAACCGAUUUUACCUCGAGAAAGCCACGGUCUUUAGCGUUCUGUGUUUUUCUGUAAACAAAUCUUUGGGUUAAACACAUUAAUCUUGGUAGUUGAAGCCAUUAGUAGCUGUCUUCAUUCAUUUCCGUAAAGUUUUAAUGUGAUUCGGGAGCGGAUUGACUGGAAAUUUAUAGAAAAUGUCUAAGCUUGUAUGAUUUUAUGGGUAAAUCUUGGAGAAGACGAUUUUGUUUCCGAUCUUGAGGUUUGGAUUUGUGAUUGACACAAAAAAAUAUGUGUUCGUCGGGAAGGGAACGACAUCAACUUGUGGCCUUUGGCCGGUCUAAUGGAUAUUUUGAGGAGUUUGGACCUUAUUUUAGACGAAGGGUCAUUCUGAGUUGUCAAAAAUUUGUCUCGCCUCAAUUUGUUAUAAAAUAGCCCUUAUGACUUGUUAAAUUCCCUAAUUAAUCAAAUUUGACUUGGAAUUUGGUCGUGUCAAGCGGCCAUUGUCCAUUACUUUUUGAUUUUGUCCUAAAAUUUUGCGUAAUUUUGAGCUUCUGAUGACUUUUUUUUUAAAUUUUUUUCCAAUACUUGCCGAGUACUGUAAUAUUCCGCCUCUUUUCUUCAUUGUUCCUCUUUUAGAAUCCCCCCAAAAAAACCAAUGCGUUAGCCAAACAUUGUGAAAGGAACGGCACACUAAUCGAAAAAAGUUUCGGCCAAAAAAGGUUUUUUGAAUGAGAAAACGAAGGAAAAACUAAUAGUUAUUCAACAAAAAUGGUGUUUGGAACAGUGUUAAGUCUGACAACGACGCUGUCAAUGGCCUGUAUAUACAAUCCGGCACAAUGCCCGAAUGGAAGUAUGGAUUUUUGGGAAGAAUUUUGGGGUCUGGGAUGUUGUAGUAGAGAUCAGAUAAAAAAGUGGGAAUUGUAGUUGAUAUUGGUAUAUGUAUUGGGAUGUUUGGGGUUUUUUAGAAAGGUUAUGGGUCUAUUGUCAAAUUGAAAUAUCAAAAAGUCGGGGUUAUGUUUGAAUUUUGGGUCAGAUUGUGGUUCCAAUAUUAUACUUGAUACCUAUGAAAAAAUCAAAUAUUUCACAUGAAAUUGGUUUAAUGUACUGGGAAAUUCAUGGGUUUUUAGAAAGAUUAGGGAGUAGUUUGCAUCUUCAUAUAACCAAAAUUGGGGUGGAACUUUAUUUUCUGCAGUUUCCAGCAUUAAUUAUAUUACUUUAGCUGCCAACGCGGUCCCACCUCCGCAAAUCACGUACGGACCAUCGAAUCAGACCCUACUAACACACGAUAUAGCCAUUCUACCAUGUCAGUUUACCCCAGCACCGCCCGGUCGUGAUCCCCCAAACGUUUCGUGGUUCCAUAAUUCCAUUCCGAUCAAUCGGGACGAUCAUCGGUUUAGUGUCUCACCCAGUGGCACGUUAAAAAUCACUGAUUUGAGGUUGGUUUUAAUUUUUUCUUUGGUUAUUGGCGACAAGAGACGAUUAUUUUUAGUAAUUUUCAUGAGCUUGACAUUCUUCGAUAUUACACUUGAGAUUUUUGACGAUUUUUAUCAUUUUUUCGAAUUUUGAUGGCAGUUGGCCGCCUUUUAUUGAUUAUAUAGACAAAUCCCGGCUUUAUAACGCUAUUCCCUUCCACCUUUAUGGCUGCAAUCGCGGGCGUUAACCGGUUUUCUGCCAGAUAGCGGAAUGGAACAUCUGCCAGAAAUAAAUCGUAAAGGAAUUUUUUGAUGGAAAUCUUGGUGUCCAGGGUGGGAUAGACGAAGAUUGCGUGUUUUUAUGCAAUUUGGAGGAGGUUGGGGACUAGUUUUGGGAGAUUUUGAGACAAAAUUAUAUUACUUUAGGUGGAUUUGAUGACAAACGCUGAUGCGCUUUUAGUUUGGCAUGCUUUCGAAGCCUCGAAGCCUGUCUUACAAAUCAUUUUUGUUUUGAUGAGAAAAAAGGAAAAAAUUGGCCAGAUAAUUUUUCAAAAAUUUGAUCGAAAAUCAUGUUGUACAAGCCGCCGCCCCCUGAUACGCCUUGAUUGAUGCCAAUCACAAAUCUCCGCUGGUGGCUUAAGAGACUCAUUUCCCAUCUCGUUUGGCGUUUUUUACAUCCCACAAAACAAAAUAGCCGACAGAUGUUUCAUUCGAUGCGGGCCGCAAAAACAAGGAGAAAUUGAAGGGAUCGUGGCUCGGUAUCCGCCUGGGAAAGCAAGAAAAUUUGUCUUACAAGGGAUCGGCAAAUAGUUGCAACCUGCUUUCUUAACGAAACAUGUAUCAUUUGAAAGAGCAUUAAAAAUGUGCACAGCGCAAAAAAAAUUAGCUGCCUAAAUUACCUUAGGGCAUAUAUACGACCGCUUUUUGAAAGGGGUUAUAUGCGGCCAAAACGCCGGUUCCUUAUAUUACAGUAAUCCUGGCGGUUUGAAAUCGUCUUUAUUAAUUUCCUGGUAUCCAAAAACGUCUAUUACGGUCGUUUUAUGGCUUUACCAAUCCUCGGUUAUAUGUUAUUAGACAUUACUACUAGAUACAGUAAAUUGUAAAUAAAACUAGGUUAAAGGGAAAAUUGGAGCAAAAAGCUUUGGAAAUACAUUUAUACGAUCGUCGGGGUCAUUCACAAACGAAAAUUUCAAAAUUGAAAAUUUCUUAUGUCCUACCCUUACCAAUGGUUGGUCCACUGUGUCAGCAAUAGUGUCUUUGGCCGAUUUUACAAUUUUAUCUUCGUAUUUUUUCGAAAAAAAGUAUAUUUAUAGGCCUUAGUAAAUUUAAUUAUCCUCCAGUAAUCAUAAUCGGUCAGGUUACUGGCACAACACCCUUGUAAUUAUACGAUAGUGACAUACCCACUCUCACCACCAUCAAAUUGGUAGUCGUUUCAAAAAAAGUCGAAAACUCAGAAAAAUUGCGUAGCCAUGGAUUCUGUCUGCGAAGUAACAAAAAUUAUUAAAAAAUGUCAACAUACCAUGGUUUUGUAGCAUAUACGAGACGAAAUGCAAAAAAUUUACAGAACCUGGUUUCGAAACCACGACUUGUUGCGCCGGAAGUGGGGUCACUACCACUCGGCCAACUCGACACAACUCUGUUGCCAUUCCGAGAGCUUAUAAAGCGAGGCGGAAAUUAGGCUAAAAUCUGUAUUUUGGCCAUAACUUUGUCCAAAGUGAAUUUAGGCAGCUAAUUCUUUUUGCGCUGUGAACUAUUUUUAAUGCUCUUUCAAAUGAUAUAGGUUUCGUUAAGAAAGCAGGUUACAACUAUUUGCCGAUCCCUUGUUAAACCGCCGGAAAAUGAAGCUCAGAAGCCAAAAAUUUAUUUUUGUUAUGGCUGACGAAAUUUUUUGGAGAUUUUUUUUUUGAAAAAUCCUCGAAAAAAGUUGCGCGAUGAUCCGGAAAUUACCCCGAAAAUUGGCUUUUGUUGAAUUUUACCUCCCAUGUUUUGUUUGUUUAUGUGGAAAAAGUCAUCGGUUGUUUAGAGUUUGACCCAAAAUUUGGCGAAAUUUUUGAGCGAAAAUUCCCGGAAAACUUUGAUUUGUUGAGGUCACAUUUUGGGCGAUUUUUUGCGAUAGAAUUUCAGGGAAUGAUGGAAAUUGUAAACUGAGGCCAAUUUGAAAUGAUCUGGGAUUCAUUUUUUAUUCUUGUUAUUUUGUUUCUCCCCCCAGCGAACAUUUAAUUCGCCCUUUAUUUGUUUGCAUUUGCCUUGAUCCGAGGUUUAUUUACCUUGGGCUUAUAAGAAAGGUUCAUAAAAUGGACCAGCGCGAGAUUAGUAGCUGGGAAAUUUGAUUUUUUUUCGCCUUGGUUUAGAGAUUUGGCAGCGGAUUUGAGAGGAUUUGAGCUCUUCUUUAGGGAUUUUUUAGAGUUAAUUUGAAAGUUUUUGGACUUACAAUAGUGUUUAUCCCCCAUUUUUCUUCAGUUUUUUCUCUAUUUUUGGGCUGGCAUUGAAACCGGCUACUUUGACCUAUUAGCAUUUUCACAAAGUGCCUGGAUAUUUGUCGCGAAUCGCACUGUGCACAAAGGCCUCCGAUUUUUCGCACCGUGCAUUGACCUUUUUUUGGUUUUGCACUGUGCAUUUGAAAUAUCGCUGCGACGUAAGCUUUUCUCAACUGCGCUUCCGCGAGAAUGUGCACAGUGCAAUCGGCUUUUCUGAGGUUUGCACGGUGCGAAAACGGGAAAUUUCACAGUGCGUUGGCGACAAAGGUUCAACAUGCACUGUGCGAAAGCGAAAUGAUGUCCAGGCACUUUGUGAAAAUGCUAAUAGACUUGGCUGCCGGGCUGGGCCGGCCCGGGCCGGCCCGGGCCGGUGUUCGGGCCGGGCCGGGCCAAAGCAAAAUUGAAACGGGCCGGGCCGGGCCGCAACUUUCGGCCCGGGCCGGCCCGGCAAAAUUGAAAUUCUGAAUUUCAAAGCGAAAAGUUGGGUUGCCAAUAAAAUUAAAACGCAAUGCUAGGAAUGGGGUUUAUAUUUUUCUCACAGUAAGCGAAGUUUUAUAAAAAUAAAGCAAAGAAGUACUCAAAAAUAGCUAAUAAUAAGUAAUUUUACUAGUAAAAUCUAUUAAGUACUAAUGUAUAUUAGUGUUUGUAGUAAUUGUUUGAACAAACAUUCAAAAUAAACGUAACCGACAUCCUUAAAAACACAAUUAAGAAGUCGUGUGAAGCAACACUAUCAUCUUGAAGUUGAAAACCUUGAUAAACGUGGUUCCACCUUUGCUGAAUCUAUAAAAUUGAUCUUGGGGCAAUUUUUAAUAGUCUGAAAACGGAUCUCGGGAAUUUUUUGAAUAAUUUUAAAAAGGCAAUGCGUUGAUAAGUAAUUUUUUGCUUUAAAAAUGUGCUGUUAGUUGUUAUACAGGGUGUUUCAAGAAAUUUGGCAGAAACUAAUUGCGAAUAUCUUUGAGCUCUUGCUAGUUGUCGCAGAAAUUCUUUUUGUUUCUUAAACUUGAUAACGGGCGGUUUUGUACUGAACAAAAAAAAUUUUUUUUCCGUCGGCGGAGAGGCCAGUUCUCGGCGGAGACAUUUGGGGCCUUUUUUAAAAAUCACACCUUAUUACACGGUGGAAACUCUGUUACAAUGGCCAAAAUCAUGUUUGCGUUAAACCUCCGUGGAUUUUACGGUAUGCUUUUUUUUGUUUUCGAUUUUCGCUCAUCCGCGGAGGCACGGCGGAGACCUCAGGUUUCGGCGGACGUCGUUUUGACUCUUUGGAUCAUUCAAUUCAGGUUGGAAAAAAGUGUGGGGUGAUUUUUUGUUGUCAUCCGAUGCACAGAUGCAAAAAUUUCGCACUUUUUUCCCCGGCGGAGGAUUCGGCGGAGGCUUUAUCAAAGGGUCAGAACAGUCUUAGGAGUCCGGGAAAAAACUCAGCUACAAGAAUCCAUCACAACAACAUCAUUUUUCUUAUUUUUUGGUUCGGCGGACACAUCGGCGGAGGAUUCGGCGGAGGCUUUAUCAAAAGAGUCAAAGUUUUGUUUUGACCCUUUGAUAAAGCCUCCGCCGAAUCCUCCGCCGGGGGAAAAAAGUACAAAAUUUUUGCCAUCUGUGCAUCGGAUGACAACAAAAAAUCGCCCCAACCUUUUUUCCAACAUGGAUUUGCAAAAACCGAGGGCCCAAAACAAAGUCCGCCGAAAUCUGAGGUCUCCGCCGCGCCUCCGCGGAUGUUGCGUAAAAUCGAAAACGCAAAAAAAGCAUACCGUAAAAUCCACGGAGGUUUAACGUAAACAUAAUUUUGGCCAUUGUAACAGAGUUUCCACCAUACAAUAAGGUGUGAUUUUUAAAAAAGGCCCCAAAUGUCUCCGCCGAGAACUGGCCUCUCCGCCGACAAAAAAAAUUUUUUUUUGCUCAGUACAAAACCGCCCGAUAUCAAGUUUUAGAAUCAAAAAGAAUUUCUGCGAUAACUCCCAAGAGCUCAAAGAUAUUCGCAAUUAGUUUCUGCCAAAUUUCUUGAAACACCCUGUAGUAAAGAAAAAUAGGUCACAUCUAAUAGCGAAUUUAGGUUUUUUACUUCUUCUCAAUUUUCGGGCCGGCCCGGGCCGGGCCGCGGGCUGGGCCGGGCCGGGCCGAAGAAAAAUUGAAACGGGCCGGGCCGGGCCGACCUCUUCCGGCCCACGGGCCGGGCCGCGAUUUUCGGCCCGGGCCGGCCCGAGAGCCAAGUCUACUUUGACCUCCUCCAAAACGGAUUCUUUGUCGGGAGUCUUUUGUGGAAAUAAAUUUUUAAGUCCGUCCUCGCCUCUUUCUUUUUUUUUGCAAAACACUUUGGUUUAUUGAGUGAAAAUGGCGGUUUAGAGACGGGUUUGGCAACGGAAAAGGCACUGGGAAAGUUUGCAUUCGGCUUCUGGGACUAAAUGGAGAACAAAUUUGGGGAUCUUUUUGUGGAAAAUUUGAGAUUUUUAUGGGGAAAAAGUUGGAAAUUUGCAAGAUUUUUGAUUGAAACAUCGAGAAUUUUGCCAAGAAAAAGUAAUUUUUGUAGAUUUUUUGGCAAAAAUUUUCGAUUUGCCCUCCAAAAAUCUUGAUCAAACCCCUUUUGGUGCGCCUCCUUUAUUUCCAGUUGCACCUGACCUUUCCCUUUUUUACCUACGCUACCAUUUUCGGUAUGAUUUAUGCGGAACAAAAAUCAAAUUUGCAUUAAAGGCCCUAGUGUUUGCCCAGAACAAUAAACUGAAUCGAUCCCAUAGAAUCCUUUGCGCCAUAAAUUUUUGUUAGCACUCUUCUUGAGCCCUCAACCAGCCAAAAAUUAUUUACAGUAAAAUUGUUUUGUUGCAAAAGUCUUGAACGUUUGAGAAAAAGUUUUUGCUAGCCCUUCGCCAGACGUUGUAAAGAGUUUUUCCCGUCUCUGGACCCUCCAAGGAUGGUGUGCUGCCUCCCGGAAAAUUCUCGUUCUCUGGUAAUCCCUUUGUGCGGACGCCCAAAUUUGGUAAUCCGCCCCUCAAAAUGUUGUCCAUCCCGGCGCGGCACAAGGUUUGGAGCGUCUUUAUUGCGCCGGAAAUGUUCGACAAAACGCAAUUAUGUUUGGUUCCCGGCAAUGUUAUAGUAGGUUGCUUAAUUAGACCGCGAAGUGACCAACUGGUGUCGGCCAGGACCAGGGUUUAAAUGGUUUAUGCUUCGAGGAUGCUGCUUUAAGAGGCUUAAAUGCGAUGGGUUGGGGAAAGGCUGUUGUUUUAACUAAUGAGCUUUGAUUUUUUGCUGGAAUUAGGAUGAUUUUUGAUUAUUUACUUUUUGUGAUGACACAAAAAGUAAAUUUUUGGAUUGAUCCUAGUAAAUAUAGCAAGAAUAAUUCUGCAUAGGCCCCAUUGACUCAAUAACCGCCUACGUCUCCCAGAAUUCCACUUUUUGCCCUUUCAAAUUGCCUGUUUUUACAAGUUUCGGCCAUUUCCGGUGGUCAAAGGAAGGGAUUUGCCGAUUUUCACAGCUUUCUUUCUUCUGUGUUGCCGAAGGUUUUUGUGUUUGUAGAUGCGGAACGACCUCUCUGAGUGACCAGAUUAGCCGACGUUUUCAAGUUUAGUGGGUUGAACGACCGGAAAAUUACAUUUUAUGACAAGAAAUGGAAAAUAAUCUAAUUUUUGAAAUUUUUUUGUGAAUUUUAGUCCUGUUUUUUGUUUUUGGUGAGGUUGAUGUGUUCCAUAAUCUGAGAUCGUUGGCCUUGGUCGCUCGUAUCGAAAAUUUCGAAAACCUUCGGCAACAAAGAAGAAGGCUGUGAAAGUCGGCAAAUUCUUUCCUUUGACCACCGGAAAUGACCGAAACUUGUAAAAACAAGCAGUUUGAAAUGGGAAAAAAGUGGAAUUCUGGGAGAUGCAGGUGGUCAGCGGGUCAUUGAAGCUGUCUGAGGAAAAGUUUGUGGCUCUCUUUUUUGUGAGGGCAAUGUCUUCAAAACGAAGUUUUUUCAUUUGGAGAGGGAGGCACUUUGCCACAUUUUUGAUCCUUCCCGGAUGCAAAAUGGUAUGUUUUUUGCCACUGGAUCAGGUCCCCACUGUACAAAGGUUUCAUUGCGUUGUACAUGAAAGGCCGACCUCCUCGCACUCGCUUGACCCAGGCCCCCAUUCAAAGGGUCGAGUGAUGGGUGCGGCAUGUCAUCGCCCCCCUCUCUCCUUUCCUUUGUCACCACUCUCGGCACCUUUUUCCCAACUCCCGCAGCGCCCCCAGUUCACUGGGUUAGGGGGCGAGUGCGAAACGGAAGUGCGUUCAGAAACCCACAGCGCUCACCACAACCCGGGUUUUUGUUUAAAGUGGCAUUUGGCUGCGUAAAGUGGCAGCUCUGGCUACAUUUUUACGAAGAGUCGACUGAGAUGGGUCUGAUAGAUUGGUGAUGAGGGAUGGGAAAUUGUUUUUGACACCUUUUUGGCAGGAAAUUUGCAUUUUUUGGCGGAACUGCGGAGUUUUUGGGAAAUUUUUGGUAUUUUGAGGGGCUUUUAUUGCCUUUUAUGGCAUUUGAUGGUUAUAAAAUUAAUCAAAAAGUAUGCGACAAAGGUUUUUCCAUAAUUUCACCCCUCACUACCCUCGUUUUCUCCUUUGACUUUGGGCUCUGAAGCCGGGAAAAGUUUCGAAUUUAUGACACUGACCCUUCCUUUCUCUCCUCUCAUCGCUGACCAUUCGAAAGCCAGCGCUUGAGAGCAGGGAUCGGAUUACUUUCUCUUUUUUUCAGCUGGGAAAUGGGAAAACUGACAGUUUGCGCUAAUUAGUAAAACAAGUCUUGAGGAGAAUCGAAGCCUCAGAAAGCCGUAAAACCCCUCCGUCUCAGGUUGGUUGAGAACCAUAUCUCGGGUUCGCGGAGCUGCUCUUGUCUCCGGCGAGCAGCAAGGACAAGGUAAUUAAAAUUGGGCCGACCUUUUAAUACUCUUUUUCUUUGUGGACAUUACACUAGAAAGGCGAAGAUUAGGGUGGUUUCGCGAAAUUAGAAGGGUUUCGUUUGGCUUUUGGCCGUUUAUUAGUGUCGGCUCAGCGGAUUCGAGGAAGGACAGGAAAGGAUAUUCAGUGGGUUGGAGGCAAAUUUGUGUUAUUUUAGGCAUCAGUUCGAACCCGUUGGGAGAUUUGGCAUUUUUGGCUAUUUUUGAGUGUGUUUCUCGGUUGUGUUGCGCAUAUUAUGGCAUCUAAUAUCCUGUGUUGGUCACAUGAUAUUAGAAUUUACCGAGAAUUGGACCGUUCGGAACUAAAAUUAUAUUAAUUUAGUCAUCAGGUGGGCUCUUUUCAAAAAAAUUUUUUUUGAAAUGUUACUACUCCCGAAUCCGGUUAUAAUUCAAAAUGAAACCCCCAAAACGCUUGGCUCUCUGACAUUCGGUUUGAAACAAAAAAUGGUCCUUCAAUAAAGAGAAAUUUCCAUCCCGAAAUUCCUGACCGCUUUUCCAUCUCAUUUCCUGAAGGCUUGAAAGGGUCAGUCAGCGGAACAAAGCGAGCCUUUUUGGAAUAAUAUUUAUGGCAAAGAUUAUUCUCGAUAUUUAUGGAUCAUCCGUCACGUCCACUUUACUGGUUUUUAUUCGAAAAUGCCCAAGAAUUAUUGGAAUUCAGAAUAAGAUUUGAGAUUUUUGUCUUUUUUUUCCACAAAAAAAUUACUCCCCUCUCGCUAAAUGACCACCCGAUGUAAAUUUGACGCCGGAUUCGGCCUUCUUCCGCCCCUUCUUUCCUCGCGUCUCCAGCGGAAUUAAGCUGUGCGCAAGUUUUGGGAAAACAGUAAUUGGAUUUGUUUUGCGAGAAAAGUUGAGGCGAGAUUUUGCCUCCCAACGUCUAUUAGAUGCAAUUUAUGGGCUUUGAAGCGCUUGUACGACGAGUUAGAGGAAUGUUUUUGGGUGAUAAAGUAGAGUAAAGUCGAUUUGAAUCGAGCUUUGGUAUCUGAUUAUAUUGUACAUGCUAUAAUUGGUAGAAAGGCAAGAUAACAAAGAAGUUUUUGUUAUCUUGCGAUUGCUUCUGACUGUACAAGGUCUAGGUUGCGCAAUAGAGCGGGCAAACGACAUGCCGCAGAUGGGAAACGCGUCCGCUCGCAACUGGUAUCUUUACCUUGUGUGAUGUCGCUAAAGGUAAAAAGACGAGAAGUUUUGAGGGCAUAGAGGAUAUGAGGGAUUUAGAUAAGAUUUUUAGACGAUAUAUAGGAGUUUGGUUUCAUUGGAAAAUAAUUGAGACUCAUUUUUAGACACAUUUUAUAUUGUAGUAGGUAUCAACUUUUAGAAAAUUUUUGAUUUUUUAAUACUGAGAUAUCAAUGGUUUUUGUAGUUUAUGCAAAUUUUAGGGCCCAUUGUUUCUUUUAGUCUAGACUGCCGCUGCUUUUGAACCUCCCAUCCAAAACAAUAGUAUCAAAACUCCAGUCACCGGAUGAGUAAUUGGAGGGAAAAUUUUGAUCGGACCCGAAGAUAAGAUGGCAAGUGAGCGCGUCACUCCACCGAAGGUCGAGUGAGGAAAAGGGAACCGGGCUUUAUGGAUACCUGCGUUUCAUUUUCAAAGCCGCGCCGGUGUUUACACUCGAUGCCAAUUCGGAGUCUUUAAUGAGCCGUUUUUUCGCUGGAAAAGCAUCUUGGAAUGUUGAAUCAGCCUUCUGAAUUGAUUGUAAUGGGUUUCUUGAGUGUUUUGGAGGUCGAUUGGGGUUGGGUUUAUAUUGUAGUAGGUGGAAGUUGACAAAAAUAAUAUUUUUUUCAAUUAGAAUAUUGGAUUUUAUUAUGAUUUUAUUUAUUAUUUUUCUUGUGAGAAAAUUAUGACAAAUGCCUUUGUUUUUAUUCUUUGCCAAGUGCAUGGCCGAAUAUAGAAAAUAACAAGGAUUUUGGUCUCUUUUCUUCCGACCUUAGAAUAGGACGAAAAUAUAAACAACCUCCGUUUCGUCUUGCUCCCUUUACCACAUUUUGUAUUCUAAAAUAUCGGAAAUGAAGUGUUCAAAAGGAUUUUUUUUCGAUUUUCGAUACUAAAGUGGUUUUUAUAAGCGAAUUUUGAGGGUUUUUUUAUAUUGUUCUAGAUAGUAUAGAUUUUGUUAGAGGGAAAUAAAAUUAGAUAGGGAAGUAGAGAGCUUGCAUCCGACGUUACUUUUGCGGCCUCCGAAAGUAGUGUUAAAACAAUUUAUCGAGCCUGAGGAGUCAAGUGUCCGGCCUCAUGCAAGCUUAAGAAGCGCAAUGCUUUGAAAAACGCGAGAACAAAUUUUGAAAACAAGUCGGAUUUACACUACUUUUGAAUAAAAAGAAGCGUAAAUUUGACUAUUUUUGAAAGUGUUCUACGAACCAAAAACGUCUGUAAAACGGUUUCUAAUCAAAAAAUUGCAAAUGCUCCCUUUAAAGUUACGGAAAGAUCCAUGUGGAAAAAAGCGUCCAAAUGCAUCCUGGAGGCAGGAAAUUGCAUUCUUUUGCAUCCCAUCUCUGAGUAAAAAGAGAGGGAUGCAAAUGAAUGCAAUUUACUGCCUCCAGGAUGCAUUUGGAUGAGUUUUUGCCUCAUGAUCUUAUCCGUGACUUUAAUAAAGGGAACCUAUGCAAUUUUUUGAUUAGAAAUUGUUUUACAGACGUUUUUGGUUGGAGGAAAAUAUUGGAAAUCGUAUUGGUUUCCGCACUGUGCACUCUCUUCCCAAAUUACCCCCGUCAGUGUCGUCAAGGUUACAUAACCGUCAAAUUCAGCUCGCACGCGAUCUCCCUCAUUAUUCUACUCGAAUAUAUCCAACCUAAUAUGGCUCUUCAAGCGUAUAUCUGAAUUGAAUAAUAAUUUUUUUGGGAUUUUUGUGGAGAAUUGGGCGGGUUUUGUCGUUAGCAAUAGAGAAAUCUUUAUAUUUUCGGCGGGUUUUCUAAAUUUUUUGAAGGAUUAUGUGAGGUAAUGUGGUUUGAAUGUCCGAUAAAGGGAUUUGACAAAAUUUCGGGCUAUUUUGUUAAUGAAAAUUAGAGGAAAAAUUUUUCAAAAAAUCCUCGGCUUUGAGGGCUUUUUUGGGUCCUCAAAUAACAAGUGCAAUGUCCAUUCGAAGCCACUUGACAAGUGGCUAAUAAUGGCGUUAAUGGGCCCCUCUUUUGUUUGAAAAGGCAUUGGGAUGCCAAUUUGGGGGAUAGAAUGGAAUUUCGAAAGGAUUUUUCUUUGCUUUGUCAUGGGUAAUAUAGAAAAAAUUUGAAUUUUGAGAUUUUUGUCGGUAUUUUUACUUGCUGUUAUGGUGGUUGAUAUUAGAAAGGAGUUGCCGGAAUUUUCAUUGUAGUUUUCACAAUUUUUUAAGCAUUUUUUCAAGUGUGAUAUCGAGGAAUUUUUUAAAUUUUGCUUUUUUUAAAAUGUUUGGUCGAUUUCAUUAAAAUAUUUCAUUUUCAGCAAAGAGGACGCUGGAAAUUACACUUGCCAAGUGGAAUCAGCCUACGGAUACAAUUCGUGGAGCGGUUAUCUUCAAGUUGAAGGUACGGUUAUCAAAUAUAAAAAAAAAAUUUCAGUUUUGGGUGUUUUUCUGUCACUUUCUUAAUUGAUUUGUAUAGUACAAAUAUAGAACCAACGUACUAAAGCAGUGCAAAUAGUAUUAAACACUUUUUUUGUUGUACUUUACCCCACUUUUCGGCCGCUUUUCCCCCUUUGAUUAAUGGGUUUAUUGAGCCCUCGGGGCGUUUGGUAAAACUUUUGCUAGCUCUUGGAGAAGCUGCAGAUUAAUCUGUUUUGCGAUUAGGGCCAUAUCGAAUAUCAAACGGAGUGAUUGAUGGAGGUUUUCAAAUUUGUUUUUUUUUCGAUUUGAUUGCUCUGGAUUUUGGGAAAUUUUUUGAAAUCUUUGAUAAUUGGAGUAAAACUAAAGGUUAAUAUUUAAUUUUCAGAACACACAAACCCAUCCGCCGUCUUCGAAAGAAUGCCCGACCGAUCCCAACUCCCGGCCGCUCCCUCCCAGCCCAGAGUCAACGUUCGUCGGCCGAACCAAAUUGACAUCGAAUGGGACCCACCCACAAAUCAUGGCGCCUCUCCAGUAACACAUUACACUCUCCAAUAUUGGAAUCCAACACCAGGAUCGAAAACUGUAAGUAGUUUUUAAUUUUUUGUUGAUUUUAUUGAAAUUGAAGGCUAGUGCAAUAUAAUUUUUGUUCGGAAAGUGGACGAAAAUUUAAUUGUGGGUGUUUACGGAAAUUUAUUGUCGUAUUUUACGCUUUAUUUUUUUUAAUUUCAUGAAAAAAAUGUUUUUUUUUUGAUCAAAGGUGUCUAGUGUAAUAUAAAAUUUUAAUUUUUUUUGCCAAAACAUGUUAUUGAUUAUUCGAGUUUGCGUAUUUUACAAAUCGAUUUAGAGUUUUGCUGCUUAAAAUAUAUUUUAUUUUUAAUUUUUUAAUUUAUGAUUUUUUUGAUAUUGAUUUACAAAAUUUCAGACCUGGACCACCGUUAAUGACCGAAUUAACGGCCUGAAGUACAGGUUGGUCGGUGUGCAGCCAGGACAGCAAUACUUCUUCAUCGUCCGCGCCAACAACGCCCUUGGAAUGGGCGAGCCGUCGCCCAUGAGUCAAAUGGCCCUUACUUAUGCCGGUGAGUAAUCGGGAUUUUUACAGGGUUUUUUGUGGAGUGUGGGGAUUAUUUUUUGAUGGUUUUUGGAAGAAAAAUCUGAGUUUUUUGAUUUUUUGAAAAUCAUUUUUUUUUUGGUGGCAUUACUUUAGGUGAUAUUUAUUUUUUUAUUUCACUAAAUUUUCCUCUUAAAAAUUAUUUUUUAAUGAUUUUAUGGGAAAAAUUUUGAGUUUUGGAGUUUUUUGAAAUUGAUUUUUGGGUGACAUUACUUUAGGUGAUACUUUUUUUUUUUUUUUUUUAAUAUUUUCCUCAAUUUCAGAUCAAGAACCGAAGGAAUCGAGCACUCCGGAGACCACCGUCACCCUCCAAAAGCCAGUCCGCCUCACCCACGCCAAGACGAUCAAUUCGAGCACCGCCUUGCUCACCUGGACCAACGGCGAAGGCCUCAACAACGACGGCUUCUACCUGACGUGGCGCGGCCCACCGCUCGCCAACGGCGAGACCAUCAUGAAUAUCACGGAGCCGAAGGUGUCGUCGGUCCUCGUGAACGGCCUGAAGCCCUAUUCCACGUACGAUUUCUUCCUGAUCCCCUACAAGAACUCGAUGAACCUCUCGCCCUCGAAUUCCAUCGAACUCCGAACCCCCGAAGGCAUCCCCGACCCACCCAGAAAUGUAUUCGCACGAAUGGAAAACCUGACUAGUGUGUUGAUCUCGUUCGGCCCACCAGCCGAGAUCCGCGGCAUUCUGAAGGGAUUCGACAUCCAAUUCCGCGACAACUCCUCGGAAAAUGUGAAUACCAUCCGAACCAGGGCCAAUGCCCGCUCAGUAACGCUCAGAAAUCUGGCCCCGAACAGAAGCUAUCAAGCCCAUGUGGCCGCUUUGAACGGGGAAGGACGCAGCGAAUAUGUGAGCACCGAGUUGUUCACCAUGAGUAAGUGAUAUUAUCCAUGAGAUUUUGGAUGUUUUUGUGGGUUUUUGGGGCUUUUAUGGGAGGAAAUGUGGUUUUUCUGUAGAUUUGAGGCAUUUGAUGAGUGUUGACAAUAAUUUCUGACCUUAUUUUAGACGAAGCGACCCUCCAAAGACACCAUCAACUCUAUGGAAGACAUGAAACCGCUGUGUCGCCGUGGAAAAUCGGCGCCGGAGCCGGCUUCCUCGCCCUGUUCCUGGCGCUCGGCGCGAUCCUCGCCUUCUGCUGGUGCCGCUACGGCGGCGGCAAGAAGCGCAAGAACUCGCUCCGCCAUCGCCCCCCAUCCACCGACUUCAUCAAGAUCAACGACGGCUCCGUGGCGACGGGCCGCGAGGAGUACUGGCCCGAGUCCGCCAUGCCCUUCCACAUCCCCCCACCGCCACCACCGCCCAACGGCCUGGCCCACCAAUGCAGCGGAAUGACCGUCCACAGCCACAUGGCCAACAUGAACGGCCAGAUGAACAUGUCGUCGCCGCGCUCCGCCCACUACUUCCACCACCAUCCCUGCUGCGCCCCCAUGAUGAACGCGUACGGAACGACGGUCCGGCCCCACUAUGCCGGCCCCUAUUGUGCGGGAUCGUCGACUUUGGGAAGGGAAGAGGGCCAAUAUCAUUAUGCUGUACUCCCUCCCACCAGCACUCUCCCACACCACGCCAUAAUGCAUUAUGAAGAUGACCCAAGCCCUUAUGCUUCGACUACGGUGACUAGCAGCGGCUAUGGCCCCCCAGUCCCAUCGAAUCCGCCCCCAAUGUUCAUCCCCCAACAGCUGCAGCAGAACUUCCCACCGAACGGAUCGAUCCGAAGAACCGCGACGCAACCAGCGCAAAGCAACAAUAGCUCGGCGAAUUUGCAAGGACGAAGAACACCGAGGACCAAUCCUCACUUUUUCAAUGACGUCCCGGCCCCAGCCCCCCAACAGGACAUGGAAUUGGGCCGCAUCUUGGCACAGGUCCCUCCACCCCCCACCCAGACUUAUGACUCGGUCACGGAGGACUUUAUGAACGUCCCGAAGGAGGAAGGAAACAAAGACUUGCCGAACAGGACAACCAAUUCGAGAAGCCCGCCGAGAUCGAGGAAUGGUAAGGAUUUUUGGAGACUUUUGGGGACUUUGAUAUUGCACUAGGUAGAUAAGAGUGAGUAUGUUUUUUCUAGUUGAAAUUUCGAUAAUUUUGAAGUCAAUGGUUUUGAAAAUGGAUUUAAUUUGUAUAAAUUGGGUUUUAAAAAAUAAAAAAAUUAAUUCUAUACGGUGGAUACUUUUUGAGGUUUUUUGAAGCAUUUUUUUUAUUUUUGAGUCAUUCGUUCUAAGGGUUUAAUUUGUAUUAAUUGGGUCUUAAGAAAUAAAAAAAAAUUCUGUAUAACGCGGUGGAUACUUUUUGAGGUUUUUUGAAGCAUUUUUUUAUUUUUGAGUCAUGCGUUCUAACUAGGGAAGUGUACAAACGAACCCUCACCAAAUGGCAAGUGUUAUACACCAUUAGAAAGCCCUUGAAAAAUGGUGAAAGGUACCAUUUUCAUUUUUUGCAGAAUGCCUCAGGGCAAAAAAUUAUAAACGGUUGAUUUUUCCCCUAAGUAGCUACAAUAUCUGCUGUGGGGCAAAAUAAAUCUUAUUUCAAAACGCUAGAUGGUACAUAUUGCUAUUAGCUUGGCCUAAGAAUCAUUAUGAAGUUUGGCGCUUGCCAGUAAAACCAUUUUACAUAUGAUAUUUACUGGUUUUAAAUACCCAUAACGUGAAAAAACACUUUUCACUUUUUUUAAUCUUGAAAAACUUGUAAGUUUGAUGAUUUUAACCGUAAUCGACCGGUUUCUAGAAAAAUUAAUGCGUUUGUAAAAGUUUAACUCAAAUAUUUUCCUAACUGUAAGAACGCAAAAUGUUUUUGCCCAAGCUGGGAAUCGAACCUAGCUUGGUUUGGCUUGUCAGCCUGCUCAGCAACCACUGCACUAUUCAAGCAACUCUGUUCGAGGAUUUUUAUCCGCUCAAGAGAAGGAAAGAUUUUUGUUGCGAAAUGACCUAAAAAUAAUAUAAUUUACAGUGUGUCGUCGCGGAAAGGCAUUCUGCAAAAAAUGAAAAUGGUACCUUUCACCAUUUUUCAAGUGCUUUCAAAUGGUGUAUAUCACUUGCCAUUUGGUGAGGGUUCGUUUGUACACUUCCCUAGUAAGGGUUUAAUUUGUAUAAAUUGGGUUUUAAGAAAUAAAAAAAAAUUCUGUAUAACGCGGUGGAUACUUUUUGAGGUUUUUUGAAGCAUUUUUUUUUAUUUUUGAGUCAUUUUUUCUAAUUUUUUGCGCAUUUUCAGGGACAGCCGACCACGAGGAGCGAUUCCUUCUGAAGUGA